AUGGCCAUGGGCGCCGAUCGCGCCAUCCAUGUCGAGGUUCCGGACGACCACCCCCCCGAGCCACUCGGAGUGGCCAAACUGUUGAAAGCGGUCGCGGAGAAGGAGGAGUCGAACCUGGUGAUGGUGGGCAAACAGGCCAUUGACGAUGACAGCGGGCAGACGGGCCAGAUGUUGGCGGGGCUGCUGGGUUGGCCGCAGGCUACGCAGGCGAGUAAGGUGGAGAUCGAGGGCGAGACGGUCACGGUCACCAAAGAGGUGGAUGGUGGGGUGGAUACGGUCAGGGCGAGGCUGCCGAUGGUCAUCACGACGGAUCUCCGCCUGAAUGAGCCGCGAUACGCGAGUCUGCCGAAUAUCAUGAAGGCGAAGAAGAAGAAGAUCGAGAAGAAGACGUUGGAGGACUAUGGCGUGGAUGCGAGGAGAAGGUUGAAGACGGUCAAGGUGGAGGAACCGCCGCCGAGGAAAGGUGGUGGGAAGGUGCAGGAUGUGGAUGGCAUGAUCAGCAAACUGAAGGAACUUGGUGCGUUAUAG
Molecule: messenger RNA, 528 nt
Organism: Endocarpon pusillum Z07020
Lineage: Eukaryota; Fungi; Ascomycota; Eurotiomycetes; Verrucariales; Verrucariaceae
Exons: 1
Coding region: 1-528 (175 amino acids)
Cellular component (GO): cytosol
Molecular function (GO): electron transfer activity
Source: RefSeq, a predicted model, not a curated record